Molecule: messenger RNA, 10082 nt
Organism: Salvelinus fontinalis (brook trout)
Lineage: Eukaryota; Metazoa; Chordata; Actinopteri; Salmoniformes; Salmonidae
Product: rab11 family-interacting protein 2-like
Exons: 6
Coding region: 488-1906 (472 amino acids)
Biological process (GO): regulated exocytosis
Cellular component (GO): endosome; phagocytic cup
Molecular function (GO): small GTPase binding
Source: RefSeq, a predicted model, not a curated record
CCUGUGACUGUUGCGGAUGUAGUUGGCUAAGGAAAUUAGAGUUUUUGGUUGGUACAACUAGCAGGCUGUAAAAUCACGAAAUCUACCUCCAAUAAAUAAUGUUGAAGUUUAUUUGUGAAAUAUGUUAAGCAAUCGAAUGGAUUUACAUGAUGGCAAAAUGUCGCAAGUUUGGAGAAAAUGACGAGGUGACUUGCUUAACAACAGUAGCUUGGACAUUUGUGAUAUGAUAAUCACAAAAGACAAGUGUGUAAAAUGGACUGAAGUAAUUAGUUAGUUGCUAACUAUUGAGAUGUGCUACUAGCUGUACAUAUAAAAAAUAUAUGACCAAUAAGCACUUUAAGUUGUCUUUGCCUACAAAUCACCAAUCUACAUGAACAUCAUGUACUAAGAAAUAAGUUGUUACUGUUUGCAUGCUCUGUCGUCACUUUAAGGUCAAUUCACCUCCACAUACAUUUGUUUUGCUAACCACACAUAAACAGAGCUGAUCAUGUCACUAGUAGAGCAGUCCCAAAAGUGGUUCCCGACUCAUGUCCAAGCCACUGUUCUUCAAGCAACUGACCUACAAGCUAAGAGUAAGAAUGGCACCAACGAUGCCUACACUAUCAUUCAGCUGGGAAAGGAGAAGUACUCGACAUCGGUGGCAGAGAAAACACUCAGCCCAGUGUGGAGAGAAGAAGCCUCCUUUGAACUGCCAGGUCUGCUUCUGGAGGGCAACCCAGAAAUCUACGAACUAUGCCUCAUUGUGAUGCACAGGUCCCUGGUGGGGAUGGAUAAAUUCCUGGGCCAGAGUACCAUCAAUCUCAAUGAGAUUUUUGAUAACAAGGAGAGAAGGAAAACUGACUGGUACUCUUUGGACUCCAGGCCAGGGAAGAAGAGGAAGGAGAGAGGGAAGAUCCAGGUCAGCAUCCAGUUCAUGAGGAACAACAUGACGGCCAGCAUGUUCGACCUUUCCGUAAAGGACAAGCCCCGCUCGCCCUUCACUAAACUCAAGGACAAGCUGAAGGGUCGCAAGCACGAUGGUGGCUUCUCCGACACCUCCUCAGCCAUCCUGCCCCGCUCCGCCAUGUUUGACUCGGAGACCCUUCGUCAGCCCAGUGCUCCGGACCAUCAGCCCCAGCCAGAGCCCAAAAUCAAGAGACACUUACUGGCCGGCUCCCAUAAGCUCUCCGCUGCCCACUCCAUGUCCGACCUCAUUGGCACCCACUUCCGCCCCAAGCUGGACUCUAUGAACUCCAUCGAGGAGCUGGAGAAAGGGAGUGGUGCCGCCCCUCACAGGCGCUCCCAGAGUGAGGUGCGAGGCUACCAGAACACAGAGGAACACUGUGACCCUUUUACUGAUAUCAGCGAUGGCCUGCCGCAGAAGUACGCCACCCUUCCUCGCAACCGCAACCCAUUUGAGGUGGAGCAGGGCCAGCUGUGGGACCAAGGGGAGAAAAAGGAGAAGAAGGAGAAGGUCAGCCUACUUGAACGUGUGACCGGGAAGAAGGAGGGACGCAAGACCGACGGGGGGCGUUCGGGCAGCUCUGGAGACCUGCGCUCGCCCAAUCCCUUCAACAGCAACUCUCAGGGCGACAUCCAACCAACCAACCCCUUCAGCUCACACUACAAAGCAAGUGAUAAAAAGCCCACCAGCAAUGAAGACAUCCGAAAGGCGAGAGAGAAACAUGGCAAGAAAAAUGAGACAAAGCAGCCGAGCGUGGCCUCCUAUAGCAACUUGUCUUUUGACGAGGUGGUGCGUGAGCUCAUCAAGCAGAAGGAGGUGGUGAAAAAGAAGGACGCGCAUAUCCGUGAGCUGGAAGACUACAUUGAUAACCUGCUGGUCCGCGUUAUGGAGGAUUCGCCGAGCAUCCUACGGACACCCUACGAGCCCAACAGGAAAGCGGGGAAAAUCUCAAAAAAGAAGUAGAGUCAAGGUAGAGAAAGGUCAAAAAUAGAGGCUUGUAAACAGUAAUGUCUCGUCCUAGCCAUUUUUUUCUAAUGUAUUGUGGGUAUGGAACAAAAAAUGAAGAGAAGGGGGAUUGACCAAUGCCAAAUCAGUCGUUUUUGAUUUCUUUACAGUAACUGCAUUGAUACAGCUUAUACGUUUUUAUAGGUUUUGUAUGCUGUGAUUUGAGUUUACACCAGUUCCCCCAGCAGAAUAUUAUUGUGGAGUGAAGUACAUCCGAUGACAUAAAUAUUUGACUUGCAUUAUAAUUAACCCCAUGGCUGUUCCAUUAUGAUAGGUAGACUAACCUCUGAAUCAGUUGCUCUAUGUUGAUCCACUCAUCCAUUUUAAUUGUCUCCUGCUCUGUUGUUUGCAUGGCAUUCUUUUUGUUUUUCAAAUUCUGGUGAAUUGAAAGAAUGGGAAAUGACAUAAUGUAUCUCACAAAUUCAUCAGAAUACCUUAGCAGAAACCAGUGGGAUUCAAAUGAGCUAUCACUGUGUUGACUACGUUUUACCAUUGAUUAUGAGAUGAUGAAGAACAAACUAGUGGGGUUAUACCAUGCCUGACCGUUUCCCAAGGCCUUUAAUAGUGUAUCCAUGGCAUACGCUAUUUAAGGCCUUGGAAAACGAUCAGGCAUGGUAUAGCCCCACUAGUGCACUUUCACACACGUAACAUGAAAAUCCCAGACAGCUUCUGGAGCGGUUGUUUGAACAUAGAACCACCAAGCUAGAUUUGCGUUUAAACACUAAGGCUAUCUAGAUUUAAUUAAAUAUUUAAAGGAUGCACCUCUUCACCUCUCACAAAUCAGUUGUACUGAAAAAGUGCACGAUUUAGAUUAAAAAAAGAAUGUCCUCGAGCUUCUAGUAAAGAGAGAAACAACUUCUCUGAUUAUGACUAAACUUAUGCCUCGUUUAGCCUCUCCAAGAGGCUAAAAUCUCUUGAUUAGGUUGCUUUACUUUACUGACUUUAUUGUCCCCAUGGAGAAGUUUUGUUGCAGUGUCAUGUACACGUUUAAAGUAGUGUUUAAAUACAAAACAAAUUGACAAUACAACUUUCAUAAGUUGCAUACCAAUAAAAAGAGACUAGCCUACUGGCCUUACUGGGUCAAUAGGAACAUUAGCCCGAGCUAUUUAGGAGGGAUAUCACACCUGGCACAAAUGAUUGUCUAGUUCUGUUUUUCCCGCCGAGGGGUGCCCUAUACCUGCGCCCAGAAGGGAGUAGUUCAAAGUCGCUAGGUGUAGAACUAUGGUUACUAUACCCCAUUUUAUAAUUGCUAACUGACUGGAGAAGUUUUGUUUAAAGCCCCGAUGCUCAUUCUGAACGUUUAAAUGCAUCGCUUGCGGUACCGUUUUGUGAAACAUAAACAUAUCUUUCAUAUCAGUGAGAAAUAAUUUUUAAAAAAACUCAAUGUUUAUAGGGUUAGGGUUCCCACACGGCCAUAUUUCCAUGUUGCAGUGCUUUUUUACGGGAAACAGAAGGAAGACAGAGGCGUACCUGUGCUAAUUAGAUAUCUACCUGUGAGUAAACGGAAGAUGGACGCCGCAAAAGAGUUGUCACUGAAAAAUAUGUGUUUAAACACUGUACAGUAAGUGUAUAUUUAGCAUUUGUAAAAUUAUUUUGACGUGAUAAGGAAGAAGAGGGUUUUAUGUUUCUAGAACCGUACCAAAAUUGAAAAUCGAUUCACGUUUAGAAGAAGUAUUUGGCUGUUUUUGCUAACAGAACAUGUAAGGUCUUCGAACUAUAAGGAGUAACGUUAGUCCAUUAUUGAGGUACAGUUGCUAUAGUAUUUUAAUAAAAGGGUCUACUUUUUUAUUUGAUUGCGUGCCUCACUUUUCAAACAAAAAAAUGUAUCCGUUAAACAGUUAAUCAAAUGUAUAUGGCCUAAGUGUUAAAACGUAUCCAAACAAUUGUUAAAUAACCAAAAGGUCAUGGUCUAGGGGUGUGGAUGAGUGUAUCUGUGUGGGUUUGCGCGUGAAUAAGUGUGUGGUGCGGAGACUCGGUGCAGGUGGUCAGUCCAGAUCAAGUGUUCCGGAUAUUUUAAAUUUAACUAGGCAAGUCAGUUAAAAACAAAUUCUUAUUUACAAUGAUGGCCAAACCCGGACGACGCUGGGACAAUUGUGUGCCGCCCUAUGGGACUCCCAAUCACGGCCGGUUGUGAUACAGCCUGGAAUCGAACCAGGGUCUGUAGUGACGUCUCUAGCACUGAGAUGCAGUACCUUAGACCGCUGCGCCACUCGGGGAGCCCUAUAGGGCGGCAUUCUUUUGGCUUCUAUUUAGAAAUUGUCUCUGAGCCUGUUGGUAUCAGACCUCAUGCUCCAAUACCGUCUCCCCGAUGGUGAAGGGGUGAACCGCUCGUGUGUGGGGUCCUUGAUGAUGCUGCUGGCCUUCCUCAGGCACCGUUUCAAGUAGAUGUCCUGGCUGGGCGGGAGCACGGUCCCAGUGAUGUACUAAUAACCAGCUGAGCUAGCAAAAAUGUAACAAAAGUCGUUUUUCGGAAUCAAAAAAUAUACGUUUCAGGAAUCACAGAAGCAAGCUCUCCCGGUGCACUGUUCAAUCAUUUAGCCAUUUAAACAUUUUGUUUUUGGAUAAACUCACUUUUUGCAAUGCCCUCAAUGGCUUCCAUGCGUUUAAAACGUGAGCUUGUCCGAGGGGUCGGUCUUGACAACACUUUCUAUCCAUUGGAGUGCUUGGACUGAUUGCCCCAACUUCUGCGGUCGGGCUUAGUGAAGGGUCAAUUGAAUAGGGUUUGCCAUUUUUAAUAGGUCUGACAUGAAAGCGUGAACCAACAUAUAGCCAUAACAAAUAUGGCCGCUUGAUGCGGUAUUCAACCCAGAUGCUCUUAUAAUGUGAAUGUAGUCAAGUAUAUGUUUACCAGAUGCUCCAGAGGCAGUCGUGUGCUGUUGGCAGUGGUCAAGUGGUUGAGUACUGCAGAGCAUUAAUGACUGUGUUUACACUUCAGACCAAGACGCAGGAUUAUGACUCUACACUCUGCCAAUCAGCCCGGCACUGCGCUUACUGCAAUACAAGAUUGUGUUGAUAUACUGAUAUGCGGGUAUGAACAUGCUGUUGUUGCCUGUCUGUGACUGAUGUGAGCUUUUUGGCAUUAGGAUGGUUUGGACCUACAGUAUCUGUUGACAUUUGCCAUCUUAGUACAAAAAUAUAUUAUUUAAAGGUACUCUUAUGAGGGUAGGUACUACUGCAUUUUUUUCAAACUCAAGGCAUGCAUCUGAAAACAGCGUGACACUGCAUUCCAAUUUUGUGACCUUGCAGUGAAAACUAAACUAUGUAAACACUGUAUUCUCUGGUCAGUUUUGAUGAUAUAGAAUGUCUGGGCAUCGUGCAGAAUGUAAUUGAGUGGAGGCAAACUAAAGACACUGCUUUGAAGCCUCCCUAAUAUUUACACCAAAGUUAAUUCAUUCAAAGAGCUAUCAUUGUCCAGCAUAUCAACUCUGAAGUCAUUGCUUUUGGGUUUGUUGUUUUAGAUUUUUCAGUGACUCUUGAUGACUAUCGUUUUGUUUUUAGGAUCAAGCGCAUUGUAUGACCUUAAUUUGCAUUAAGUGUAGGCCCAUCCAUUGUCAUCCAAAAAUGUGUAUAAACCAUUGGUCAAGUUAUUCUCACUUUACUCUACUUGUAUGGCUUUACACAGACAGAAAGAUGAAGUGCAAUCAUAAUUUAGCAACAUGUUUAAUAUUCUAUUGGUGUCCACAAAUUGUUUACACUUUGAAUCAUUAUAUUGUGUGCUCAGGUGGAACAUGUCUGAAUGACAUCCGUUCUACACUUGUGAUCUGUCAUUGUUUGUCAACAGAGAGAAAAUAUGAUUCCAUUAGGUAGAAGUGGUUCGAUUUUUGUUACUUUUUAGAUUGACUGAUUGUUGCUUGAAUUGUUUUAACUAUUUGAAGGAAAUAUUAAUCAAGGUACCUAGCUACAUAGCAAUGCAUUUGCAGGCUGAUUUUAAUGUAUUGAUUUUGUUCACAUGUUACACUGCCCAUUGACAGAUCAAAGUGCUCUUGACUAAUUGCUCUCCACAAAGGCUAUUGGUUAUAUUUUUACUAGUAAUACACUGUGUACUAACUUAACACAUCCAGAAAACCAAACUAUCAGUACAGAUUGUAACAAGGGCUCGAGUUAACCUGUUUAUUACAUUUUAUAUGUGAUCAUUUAUGACAUUUUCAUGUUUUACUGACUAAUUUGUCAUGCAUCCUUCAUACUGUCCAAAGCAAGGCCAAAUAUAUAACAUAUCACGACAGUUUUACAAUCAAUGUAGGCUAACUCUGUUAUGAAAUAUGUUAUCAUAAAUAGUACUAUGACGACAUAACAAACAGUAUCAGCCUGUCAAAAAACAAACCACCCUCAAUUUAAUAAUUUGUGUCACCAUGGUAUAUCGCUUCAUAGCACAUACAAUGUCUGUUCUGCAUAGCAUACACAAUUGUAUGUAUCAAUGUAUGCUUUAAGCAGGCAGUUUCCCCGCUCUGUAUGAUGUCACAUUUCUGAGUCUACUUUUCUUUAAUAGUUACAUACACUGUAAUGCUUUUCAAAAAGGUUACGACCACUUAGUUAUUACUUUUUUUUUUUUUUUUUUUUUUUUCACCUUUAUUUAACCAGGUAGGCUAGUUGAGAACAAGUUCUCAUUUGCAACUGCGACCUGGCCAAGAUAAAGCAUUACUUUAUUACUGUAAGUAGGUAAAACUAUUACUGUGUUACUGAAAUAUUUUCCCUCAAGAUGUACGUCUUUUCCUAGAGCAAAUGCCAUGACAUGAUGCCAUGCCAUGACAUGACAUGACAAACAUGUCUCACCUAAUUAGCAGAAAGGUUUACAUUUGUCACUUUUUUGUUUUUUCUUUUUGUAGAAUGUUGUGCCAUUUACAGUGUUAUAUUCUUGGUAUUUUAAAUCAAUAGGAUUAAUGUUACAAAGUUGUGUACUAAUUGUAUUGUGACCCCUGUUGUGAACUAUUGAUUCCUCAGUCUAAAUCAUUGACCACACUGAGUUGCGUAGUCACACAUUUUAGACAAUUUUUGUUGCUUUUUCCUGUAUUUUGUGUCUUUUUUUAUUUGGUAAACUUUUACAUUCUAAGUUUUAUAUUCUUUAUUUGUAUUGGUAAAGUUACUGAAUGUCCACAUCAAGUAAGGAUACAGCCCUAAGUGAACAUGUGAGAAUUUUACGACAUUCGUUUUCGGAAGUUCAAAACCGCCAGAGGCUUCAAUUUCAGAACUGCUUGGAUGACUCACUCUACAUUAAAAAGGGCUAUCUCAUUGCUUUUUUUUCCUUCUUAAGUAACAAACACAGUUUACUGCAAAAACUUCCCAAUUCGGUCACAGUUAACUAGGACAAAGAGAAUUUAAUGGUAUUCCAGAAAAUGCAAAAGCUGCCUUUUUAUAAACCUUGUCCUAGCAUGCAUCACUGAGACACUGUUUUGUUUUUUUGCACCUAUUGUGUACAGAUUCUUAGCCUCUAUUACAUUUAUUUUAUUUUUGAAAAAAGCUUCCCCCCCCCCCCCAAAAAAAAAUCUUUAUCUUUACCUAAAUCGUCCUCUAUUGAAUGUAGGCUCUGAAGUGUGCCCUCGUUCAUUAUACUGAUUAUAGUUAAGCAACAUUUCUUCCUCAUGUUUUAAAAUGUGACCUUUAUCCAGACCAUAUAUUCAGCUACUGUUUUUACCAUAAUUCAAAAUGACUUCAUGUACAUUAUACAUUAUUCAGCUGUUUGUAUUUGACUUUGAAUGUGUUUUGGUGCAACAGAAAUGACUUUAUCCAGAAUAAGAUGGGGUAACACACAUGCUAACGAAUAACAACAGAUGUUUGUGUGUUGCGCUGUAAAUUCCAAGUAAUUUGUUUGAAUUUUUACAGCAACAUUAUAGCAGGACUAAUACACUUGCUCCAAUGAAUCUUCCGUUUUUAUUGAAAAACGUGAUGAUGAUAAUGAAAUCUCAUGAAUUCAAUGAUGGGGAAAAAGCUAGGACAAUAUUAUUAAAUGUUCAAAUGGUUUUAUAGGAUGGGGGGGGGGCAUAUUAAUUUCAUGCUAAAUGAGGUAAUAGGUGUUUUCUUCAUCAUCCGACAACUGAUGGUUGAUGUUGAAGUGUGACAAUGACUACAUUGAGAGAUCUCCAUGGAGACAGCAUCAUUGAAAGCACUGAGCGCUCUGAAGGCUGUUAGGCUUACAAAUAGAUAAUACAACUAUAAUACCAGUUUCAAGCCCACAAUCACUGUUUCAGUUUAACAUAGUUUAGUAUUUAAAUUCCCUUCAUUGUGUUGAUAUACAGCUAAUAUUCUAACCUUUUCUCCAUUUAGUUAAUUCCAUGGCACAUCUUUGUACUUCUACUUAGCACUCAGAUAAUGAUUCACUAACUCUGCAGUUAGCUUGCAUCUUAAAUUGCAUGUCAGUUGUUUUUGCAAUACAGCUUCAUAAAAUUUUAUCACUUUCUGUUUAGAGAGCCAUCACAGUUGCCCAUAUCACAUAUAUAUAAAUUCGACAUUGUACAAUAAUACAAGCAGAAAUGUCUCCAAACGCCUCUUCUCUGUAUGGUGGCAAUGGCACUAAACUUUUUCCUUAUGCAUUUCUUUAACCUUAGCUGCAGUUCACAAAGGUGGGUGUAAGUUUUCACAAGACAAUACCAUUUUUCACACUUUAUGCAAAAGUUUGUAUGUCGGGUUGAGCGGGCAUGUGGGGUUGAGGGGAAAGAUUGGUUUGUUUGUAAAACUGUUGAUUGUGAUACUGAAGGGAAAAAAUGAAUGUCAUUUCUAUGUUGGUAUACAAGGUAUAAUUUUGGGGACAACAAUGCAGAUUAUGUAAAAAGCGAAGAAUGGUGCUGCUUGACAUGACUGCUUCGAAAGCUUUCAGUGUAAACUGUAUGUUUAUUGUCCAUCUCUCUCACACACUGUCCCACCAAAAGCUGGUUGCUUCCUAACUACUUAAACAAUUUUGGCAUGUGGCAUGGAUGUACUUACAUGAAUGUCUUAGAGUAGAAAUGUUUUAGGAAUUGUCAAUGAUCCAUUGGAUAACAAAAUUGAAAGCCACAAACAAGAUGAUCGCAUUGCUCUUUUCAAUAAAUACGCUGUACUUCUUAAUUGAAAAUACCAGUUGUUUUAAUGAAUUUACUAAUGCAGCUAUAUUGCUUAUUUUCGUGAUUAUUUAGAAUACAGUGUGCUUUUUCUGUAUAUAGGCACAAACAAAAUACAGAAACAAAUGUAGAUAUACACUACACACCAUUGUGAACAAAUCGUUGCAAAAGUACAGUGCAUUUGGAAAGUACUCAGACCCCUUGACUUUUUCCACAUUUUGUUACAUUACAGCAUUAUUCUAAAAUUGCUAAAAUUGUUUUUCCCCCUCCAUCAAGCUACCCCAUAAAGAAAAAUCUGUUUUUUUAGACAUUUUAUCAAUUUUUUUAUUUUUAUGAAAUCACAUUUACAUAAGUAUUCAGACCCUUUACUCAGUACUUUGUUGAAACACCUUUGGCUUCAAUUACAGCCUCAAGUCUUCUUGGGUAUGACGCUACAAGUUUGGCACACCUGUAUUUGUGGAGUUUCUCCCAUUCUUCUGUGCAGAUCCUCUCGAGCUUUGUCAGGUUGGGUGGGGAGUGUUGCUGCACAGCUAUUUUCAGGUCUCUCCAGAUAUGUUCGAUCGGGUCCGAGUUCUGGCCUGGCACUCAAGGACAUUCAGAGACUUGUCCAAAAGCCACUCCUGCGUCGUCUUGGCUGUGUACUUAGGGUCGUUGUCCUGUACGAAGGUACCUUUUCUAUUGACAGGUGUGUGCUUUAUAUUGACAGGUGUGUGCCUUUCCAAAUCAUGUCCAAUCAAUUGAAUUUACCUCCGGUGAACUCCAAUCAAGUUGUAGAAACAUCUCAAAGAUGAUCAAUGGAAACAGGAUGCAACUGAUCUCAAUGUCUUGUCUUUUUAGCAAAGGGUUUGAAUACUUAUGUAAACAAGGCAUUUCUGUUUAUUUGAAAUAAAUGUGCAAAAAUUUGGAAAACCCUGUUUUCCCUUUGUCAUUAUGGGGAAUUGUGUGUCGAUUGGUGAGAACAAUUAUUUAAUACAUUUUCGAAUAAGGCUGUAACGUAACAAAAUGUGGAAAAAGUCAAGGGGUCUGAAUACUUUCCGAAUGCACUGUACAUACAUUGUAAUCACCAGUCCAUUGAAUAAAAAGGAAAGUAAUUUCCCUACAUUCCA